UUGCCAUUGCAAUGAGACAAAAAACAAGUCUGUCUCUCUUAUGUCUCUUCACCUCCAUAACCACAGUCAUCUCCGAUGACAGCUCUUCGGUUAGCACCACACGGCAUCACCCGAAACAUAACUUGAAGUUGUUUGUGUUCGGAGACUCGUAUGUGGACACCGGAAACUGGCCAAAAUCAUACGGCGGUUCAUGGCAGCAGCCGUAUGGUAUCACCUAUCCCGGUAGUCCUUCUGGCAGGUUUUCGGAUGGCCGUGUGCUCACGGAUUACAUCGCUGGAAUAGUGGGUACAAAAUCUCCAAUAACAUAUAGAGGAUGGAAAUCUGGUGAGAAGAAAUUAUCAAUGAAAUAUGGGAUGAACUUUGCAUAUGGAGGGACAGGUGUCUUCAACACAUUGGUGAAUCAACCAAAUAUGACCACACAAAUAGACUAUUUUCAACAGUUUGUUCAACAGAAACAAGAUAUGCAACUCAACUCAUCAUCCAUUGCAAUCAUCUCUGUUGCAGGCAAUGACUAUGCAACUUACUUUACAUCAAAUCACACCCUGAAGGGUUUGCCAGAUUUAACAAAAUCAAUAAUCAACCAGCUAGUUUAUAACAUCAAGCGCAUACGCAAGUUGGGAGUUCGGAAGAUUGGAAUCACUGCAAUGGAACCACUCGGGUGCUUGCCUCAGUUCGCUGUGUCUGCAUCGUAUCAGAACUGUAGUAACACCGAGAACUCGCUUGCAGAGUUCCAUAACCAAAUGCUUGUGGAAAGCAUUAAAAAGCUAAACAAUGAGAGUGAUGAUCAGUCACUCUUUGUUGUUCUUGAUCUCUACAAUGCUUUCUCAUCUUCUCUAUAUCUACAGCAGAACGUUUCUACUGGGAAUUCAAAGAUGGAGAGUUUACUAAAACCGUGCUGCCAAGGUGUCAGCAAAGAAUACUCAUGUGGAAACAUUGAUGAGGUUACGAAGAUGACCAAAUAUCGUGUUUGUGGAAACACUAAUGCUUCAUUUUUCUGGGACAUGAUACACCCUUCACAACAUGGUUGGCUUGCGGUUUCGUCGCAUUUACGGUCUUCCAUUCUCGAGCUUCUUUAAGAUGGGACUUCACACAUCGAACCAAUAUGCAUACAAUACACAACCCUUUAUCUAAAAAGAUUGUAUUGCAUUUUA
Messenger RNA from Helianthus annuus (common sunflower), 1151 nucleotides. Its product is annotated as GDSL esterase/lipase At5g03610. Bases 12 to 1076 code for a protein of 354 amino acids. NCBI's taxonomy places the organism in Eukaryota, Viridiplantae, Streptophyta, Magnoliopsida, Asterales, Asteraceae. The record is from RefSeq and is a predicted model, not a curated record. Gene Ontology annotation, molecular function: hydrolase activity, acting on ester bonds. The transcript is spliced from 4 exons.